Molecule: messenger RNA, 421 nt
Organism: Prorocentrum cordatum
Lineage: Eukaryota; Dinophyceae; Prorocentrales; Prorocentraceae
Source: the annotation of a GenBank genome assembly
GCGGCGCCGGUCUCCCAGCAGGAGGCGCAGGUCGCCCAGCAGGAGGCGCAGGUCACCUUCUAGACGCAUCCGUGGAUCGCCAUCGGUGAAGAGGCCCACCAAGCCGAAGGACGACGAGGAGGAGAAAGACAAGGAUGACGACAAAGAGAAAGAGAAAGAGAAGGAGAAAGAGAAGGAGAAAGAGAAGGAAAAGGACAAAGAAAAGGAUAAGGACAAAGACAAGGACAGGGACCGUGACAGGGACAAAGCCAAGGAGAAGAAGGCAAAGUCCGGCUCCGCGUCCAGGAGCAAGUCCAGGAAAAAGGGCAGCAGGAGCCAGAAGCGCAAGGAAGAGCGCAGCAAGAGCAGAGACCGCGGCAAGAAGGAUUGCUGGCGAUGUCUUGCCUUUGGCUCCCUCCGCUGGCGCGUGGCCCAACUCUGA